AUGCAAGUCAAACCAUAUGUGAAAUGAACGAAAACGGCGUAAUCGAACUAUAAGCGAGUGCAUAGGGAUCGAUGUGUACAAUAUCAGCUUUAAAUAAUCUGAGAUAUAUAAAACAAACCUAGAAUGGCAACACUAAUCUAAUUGACAGCUGUGCUAACCGCUUAUAAUAAAUUAUUUGCCAGCUAUAUCUAAAAGUGGAAAGUAAAUAAAAGUUGUGAUGUAGCAGAGUUAUUGGACAUAAAUGUUCGCGUGCAGAACUUUGUUAACAUAUAAGACUUUCGAUUUAAACUUCAGGACGCCAUUUUUAAAUUGUUAUGGAAAAAAUAAUAUAUUUAUUAUUUAGUAGCAUCGUUAUUAGCAGCCUAUGGCUCGCGUUCUUCAUGUAAUAAAAUGUUAUUUUCCAUAUUUUUGUAAAUGCAUUUGAUAGUAAGUUGCUUAAAAUUUUUUUAAGCAAAUUAAACUAUUUAUUCAAUAAAAUUUGGUUUAAACAGCUCUUAUUUAAAGAAGUCGUCCUAUCUCAAAUUCAACAUGAACAUAAAAAGCCUUUCAAUAUAUUUAAAUUACAAUGUGAUUGGGCUUUGUAUAUUAGCAUUGACCAGUUUUGUUGCUUUGACCUUGAGUGAAAGUAUACCAACUCAAAAUAUGUCCCGAAAGGAACGCGCAGAAUUGAGGAAUGAAGCUAGAGACAUGUUUUAUCAUGCAUUCCGGGCAUAUAUGGACAAUGCCUAUCCUGCCGAUGAAUUAAUGCCACUUUCCUGUAAAGGUAGAUAUCGAGGUGUUACGCCUUCCCGAGGCGAUAUGGAUGACAUUUUGGGAAAUUUUUCAAUGACUCUAGUUGAUUCCAUUGACACAUUGGUAUUACUUGAAGAUUUCGAUGAAUUCGAACGAGCCGUUCGGUUAGUAAUUCAAGAUGUACAAUUCGAUAGCGAUAUAAUAGUUUCCGUUUUUGAAACAAAUAUACGCAUGGUGGGUGGCUUACUUUCGGCACAUGUUUUGGCGGAGUACAUCCAAAAAAAUCGUGGUAUAAUGCUAUGGUACAGCGGGGAAAUGUUGGAAAUGGCGCGCGAUCUAGGUUAUCGCUUACUCCCAGCUUUUAAUACAUCAACAGGAAUACCACAUGCUCGAGUCAAUCUGCGCCAUGGCAUUAAAGAUGAGCAGCUGAAAAAGUCACGUGAAACAUGUACAGCAUGCGCUGGAACUAUUUUAUUAGAAUUCGCGGCUUUAUCACGUUUGUCUGGUGAUCCUGUAUUUGAAGCACGUGCUCAUAAAGCCAUGGAUGCGCUUUGGAAGCUACGGCACAGGGGUUCUGAUCUAAUGGGAACCGUCCUAAACAUUCAUUCGGGAGAUUGGGUACGUCGAGAUUCAGGUGUAGGAGCCGGUAUUGAUUCAUACUAUGAAUACUUAUUUAAAUCUUACGUUCUACUCGGUGAUGAUAAAUAUUUGGCUCGCUUUAACCGUCAUUACAAUGCAGUAAUGAAAUAUGUUAGCGAAGGACCUAUGCUUUUGGACGUACUCAUGCAUAGACCUCAUGCAAAGUCACGCAACUUCAUGGAUUCAUUACUUGCUUUUUGGCCUGGUCUCCAAGUUCUAUCUGGAGAUAUUAAACCAGCUGUUCAAACACACGAAAUGCUUUAUCAAGUAAUGCAAAUGCACACAUUCAUACCAGAAGCUUUUACUGUCGAUUUUCAAAUUCACUGGGGACAACACCACCUUCGGCCCGAGUUUAUAGAAUCAACAUAUUUUCUUUUUCGAGCUACUGGUGAUCAUCAUUACCUCCAAGUGGGCAAAAAAGCUUUAAAAACACUUCAGAAAUAUGCAAAGGUUCCAUGUGGAUAUGCGGCUGUAAACGACGUUCGCACUGGAAAACACGAAGAUCGCAUGGACUCUUUUGUACUCUCAGAAACAUUUAAAUAUCUGUAUUUGUUAUUUUCGGAACCACAUGAUUUAGUAGUUGAUGUCGAUGAAUUUGUUUUCACUACAGAGGCACAUCUGCUACCAUUAACUAUCGCACAGCUCGGGAACACAACUUUCAGCUUUAGACAAACUGAUGAACAUAACGUUCUGGAUUUUAUGCGAACUUGUCCCAAGUCAAAUAAGCUUUUUCCAGAAAAAGUUCGGAAACCACUGCGCAAUUUUAUUACGGGUUCUUGUCCCCGGGUACCUACCGGGAAGCGAUUACGUGCUUUGGAUUUUCAAGCAAGUAAUGCAGAUCAUUUGCGGGCUAUUUACGACAUGGGCAUAACAAUAGUGUCCUUAGGUGAUGGCAAGGUGCGCCUCUUUCAUAGUUUUUAUAACGCCAAAAGCCCUGAUGAUGGAGAAAUGGGUUUGCUGUUUAUGCAAGAGAUGCUGGAACUGACCAAAAUACAAAAUAUGAAUCAAUUGGCACAACUUCAGGCAGUGGCAUAUUCGCCAAAUGAUAAAUCCAAUGACUGGACUGCGUUGAUGGCUGGUCCAUCACACUUCAGUCCAGAAUUAAUGGGAGAUCGAUUUGUCGAAGGUGAAUUGGUUAUGGCAACACCUUUUCGGGCUUGUGAGGAACCCUCAAACAAAGCUGAAAUAAGCGGCAAAAUCCUUAUUGCCGAAAGAGGAGAUUGUACAUUUGUUAGUAAAGCUCGUCUGGCCCAAGCAGCGGGUGCCCUUGCAUUAAUUGUUUGUGAUAAUGUACCGGGAUCUUCCGGGGAGACGCAACCAAUGUUCGCCAUGUCUGGAGAUGGCACUAAUGAUGUCACGAUACCAGUUGUAUUUAUGUAUUCACAAGAGUUUAUUAAACUGUCUAAUGUUAUGAAAGAAAAACCAAAACUUAUCGUGAGAAUCAUGCAAAUGAUCGAAUUCAAACGUUGGCAACUCGCAAGGGAUUCAACAAAAACGACAACAAACUACCAAAUGACAAUUCACACUAAAAUAUCAAAAGCUACAUCUACUAAGAAUGGUAAUGCUGAGAGAACAGCAGAGACAGACAACAUUAAAGAAGAUCUAUAGUGUUUAUAAAAUUAAAUUCUUAAUACAACUCAGUUAAAAUUACACAGUACAACAGCUAAUCUGGGGGGUGGGAAAUCCCAAGUCAGGGUGAUGGUACUUUUUCCCUUCAUACAUUCAUUUUUAACUUCGAAAGUGUUGCAUAUAUAGGAAGACGGUAUAGAAACAGAUUAGAGAAACUGUAAUUCUUAAUUUUUCUAAAUUUGUUUCAUCAAAAUCGGACAAAUGGUUCGCGAGUUAUGUUAAACUACGUUUUUGCCAAAAUGUUACAACUAAGCGAAAAAACAUCAAGAUAAGGAAAAAAUUUAAAAGGUCAUAAAAAAACUGACACAUACGAACGCCAAACCCUUUGAGGGUUUUACUAUACUGACCUAGUACCAUCACCCUGACUUGGAAUUUCUCACCCCCCAGACAAUAAUCCCAAAAAUGUUCCACAGUGUUAUUAAUUAAAAAAGAAAUUAAACUCACUUUUAGAAAUUAGAAUUCCCAAAAUUAAUCGAAAGCUUGUAUAUAUGUAGUUAUUUUAAUAUAAUAUAUAAACACAAAUUCUUUGAGAGUGGUUAAUAAUUCUUAAAAUAAAUUAAAUUAUUCCUUCUAAGAACAAACUCUUUUGUUUGAAGUCAGAGUAAUUAUCAUAAAUAUACGUACGAAACAUAUUAUGCAAUAGCGAAUUGUAUAUAAUAUUAAAAUUUUCGCAUAAUUAUGUUAGAACGUUUGCAAUGAAGAAUUAUUAUUUGUUUUCUAAAAUAUAUUUGUAAUCAAUAAUAGUUAAACAGUAGAAUUGUAAAGUUUUUAAAGUUUAAGUAACUGCUCACGAACUUUGUAUAAAUAGUAACGGUGUGAUAAAUUGCAUGUUGAGGUCCUAAGUAAUCUUAAAGUUAUAAUGUCGUUUAAAAUAUUUCAAGCGGAAUGAAAUAUAAUUAUUUAUAAUAUACCAUUAAGUAUCUUUAAAAUGCGAAAGAAAUUUAAUUAAAUUUUUGUAUACAACAACAAA
Molecule: messenger RNA, 3970 nt
Organism: Bactrocera dorsalis (oriental fruit fly)
Lineage: Eukaryota; Metazoa; Arthropoda; Insecta; Diptera; Tephritidae
Gene: Edem2
Product: ER degradation-enhancing alpha-mannosidase-like protein 3
Exons: 8
Coding region: 529-2979 (816 amino acids)
Biological process (GO): endoplasmic reticulum mannose trimming; carbohydrate metabolic process; mannose trimming involved in glycoprotein ERAD pathway
Cellular component (GO): membrane; endoplasmic reticulum
Molecular function (GO): calcium ion binding; mannosyl-oligosaccharide 1,2-alpha-mannosidase activity
Source: RefSeq, a predicted model, not a curated record